This is a messenger RNA of Opisthorchis viverrini, 528 nucleotides long. RefSeq lists its product as hypothetical. The transcript has 5 exons. The record is from RefSeq and is a predicted model, not a curated record. Gene Ontology annotation, molecular function: calcium ion binding; enzyme regulator activity. NCBI's taxonomy places the organism in Eukaryota, Metazoa, Platyhelminthes, Trematoda, Opisthorchiida, Opisthorchiidae. The coding region runs from base 1 to 528 and encodes 175 amino acids.
AUGAUCAGGGCUCGCGUAUAUCAUGGAAAUAAACCGAAUACUUUGAGUGUGCACGAGCGACGUUUGAAGAAGUUGAAUAUGCUGUGUCUCACAUCUCUUACCGCAUCUCACUUAAGAAAGGGGCGGUUUUUCAACAUCUUUUGUAAUGCCAGUUUAUUCAUAGUAAACAUCCAUGAUGCAUAUGAGCAAACUUGCUCCACUUUCGAACCUGAGGAAAUAGCUAGCUCUAAUGUUGACGGAUCUUUCGGGAAAAAUGAUCUGCUUUUCACUGAGAGCAAUUUUAGAACUCCAGUGGAGUACUCAGAUGCACUUGACAAUCAAGAAUUUGAUCAAGACGGUGAUGGUUAUAUCUCUGCUGAGGAACUUCAAGUGCUAAUGACCAGUUUUGGCGAAGCAUUGACGCACGAUGAUAUCAUGGAGAUGAUUCAUGAGGCCGACAAAGAUGGGGACGGGAAAGUAAAUUUUGAAGGUAGGUGGUGUUGUAUUUUCUCGCAAUGGAUUUGUUCCCGUGUCUCAACGGAGAAAUAA